Zophobas morio is the source of this 561-nucleotide messenger RNA. RefSeq lists its product as uncharacterized. Bases 1 to 561 code for a protein of 186 amino acids. NCBI's taxonomy places the organism in Eukaryota, Metazoa, Arthropoda, Insecta, Coleoptera, Tenebrionidae. The transcript is spliced from 2 exons. The record is from RefSeq and is a predicted model, not a curated record.
AUGUGCUUCACGACGCACAUAAAAGAAGUGUCCGAGAAAGCCGACAAGCUAGGGACGGCUCUGAGCCAAAUAAUGCCAAAUGUUGAAGUACCGAAUGCCUGCAAAAGAAGGCUAAUUUGCUCGGCUGUGGAAUCCAUAAAGUUAUAUGCAGCCCCCGUAUGGCAUCUUGCAUUAAAGAGGGAAAGCUAUAAACAGGCAAUGCUUCGAGUACACAGGAAAGCCGCCAUCAGAAUUAGUAGCGCCUAUAGGACCAUAUUCAACUCAGCAGUGAUGGUAAUAGCAGGGACGAUACCCAUUGAUAUAAAAGCACGAGAAAGAGUCGUCGUAUUUAAGAAAGAAGUAAUAAAAACAGACGCUAGAACGGAUAGUUUAGAGGAAUGGCAGUCAAGACGGCGCAUUGACAAUACGGGAGCUUGGACAAGGAGAUUAGUCCCAGAGUGGGCAUGGAUGCUUUGGGGUGUACCUGAAGCCCAUAGGAAAACAAGACAACGAAAGCUGUUGGUAUUGCCAAGAAAGGGAUACACCGGAACACACGCUGUUCAUAUGCCAGAGAUGGGUUGA